Molecule: messenger RNA, 1608 nt
Organism: Aspergillus terreus NIH2624
Lineage: Eukaryota; Fungi; Ascomycota; Eurotiomycetes; Eurotiales; Aspergillaceae
Product: MFS transporter
Exons: 2
Coding region: 1-1608 (535 amino acids)
Biological process (GO): transmembrane transport
Molecular function (GO): transmembrane transporter activity
Source: RefSeq, a predicted model, not a curated record
AUGAGUACGAACACUGAAGUCGGCGCAACGCCGCACGAUCCUCCGCACCAUGAACGGCAGCACCUUGAAUCUUCAGACGUCACCCUCAACUCAGAAUCUCGAUCACUCGAAGGCCUUCAUGGAAUGAGCAUGGAGGACCUGGAAGACCUCGACGCGGAAAAGAAUGCUGGAGCCCCGGUCGACUCCCCGCCGGCACCGCCCAAAGAUCCCAACAUCGUCGAGUGGGAUGGACCCGACGACCCCGAGCACCCACAGAAUAUGCCAACAUGGAGGAAAUGGCUCAUCACCAUGACACUUUCGUCCCUCACUAUGUGGAUAACAUUCAGCAGCAGCGUGUUUUCCACGGCCACAAGGGUCACCGCGGAGGAGUUCGACGUCUCGACUGAAGUUAUGACCCUUGCAACGAGCUUGGUGGUGUUCGGGUUUGCACUUGGGCCGCUGGUCUGGUCACCAAUGUCUGAGCUGUACGGUCGUAAAAUACCCUUGUUCUUUGGCUAUGCCGUCUUCUCGAUCUUCCAGAUCCCCGUCGCCGUGGCGCAAAACCUCCAAACUAUCAUGAUCUGCCGCUUCUUGCUCGGUGUCUUUGGCUGCUCGCCUCUGGCCGUCGUGGGCGGUGCUAUGGCAGACUUCUGGGACCCUAUCGAUCGUGCUGUGGCUAUUUCCAUGUUCUCUGCUGCUACUUUUGUUGGUCCGGUACUGGGUCCCAUUGUUGGUGGCUUCAUCACGGAUUCGUACCUCGGCUGGCGAUGGACGGCAUGGAUCACUCUUAUUGCGUCCGCCACGUUCGGUUCCAUUGCUCUGUUCAUCGUCCCGGAGACGUAUGGGCCGGUGCUUCUCCAGAGACGUGCCGCUCGCCUGCGUCGCGAGACCGGCAACUGGGCGCUGCAUUCGUUCCUCGACGAACAUCGUCCCACCGCCUCUGAGAUUGUACGGAAGUAUCUCCUGCGUCCGGUCCAAAUGCUGUUCCUGGAGCCGAUCCUCCUCCUCAUCACGAUCUACCUCGCCUUGAUCUACGGAAUCCUCUACCUCUUCUUCGAAGCGUACCCGAUUUCCUUCACAGAAGUCCGCGGCUGGACAAACGGGGGCAUCGCCGGUCUGCCUUUCCUCGGAAUCAUGAUCGGAGUCCUCUGCGGCGUCGCCUUGAUCAUCUGGCAGACCAAGACGCGGUUCGCGCGCAAGCUCGCCAAACACGGCCGCGUGGUGCCGGAGGAGCGCCUCAUCCCCAUGAUCCCGGCGUCUAUCCUGCUGCCGGUGGGUCUGUUCUGGUUCGGCUGGACCUCUGACCGCAACAUCUCGUGGGUGCCGCAGGUGAUUGCCGGAGUGCCCAUCGGCAUGGGUAUCCUGGUCAUUUUCAUGCAGGGCCUGAACUACAUCAUCGACGUGUACAUGAUGUUCGCCAACUCGGCCAUUGCGGCGAACACGUUGGUUCGGAGCGGCCUCGGUGGCGCGUUCCCGCUCUUCGCUGUGCAAAUGUAUCACAAGCUCGGGGUGGACUGGGCGUCGUCAUUGCUGGGAUUCUUGACUGUUGCGAUGAUCCCGAUUCCGAUAGUGUUCUUCUUCUACGGAAAGAAGAUCCGGGCGAUGAGCAAGUUCACGCCGAAGCUAUGA